ACACUAAUUUAACUUUGUCUGUGUCCAUGGUUGUUGUGGUUCCAUUUGAAUGAUUUAUCAAUGUUGUAUUAAGAGCUAAAAAUAUGAAACACUUCUAUAUAUUUUGGUUGAAUGUAUUUGGUAAGCACGUCCAUAGUUUAUGUUAUAAAAGAAGAGCUUCAUAUUAGUUUAUUAUGCUUUUAUGUAACGCUUUGCUGAUCCAUGAAGUUUGAAUGGGGGAAGAACUUAAAGGAAAUGUCCAAAAAAAAAGAUUGUAUGACAUUUGUUGACUUAGAGUUGACUGAUGGUAUUUAUCAUUAGAAUGUUCAACUGCUUAUCGGCAGAAAAUAGCUAGGUGGACAGUAGUUCAUCAACUUAUCGGUAGACGUUAGGAACACAGUCCAUCAGUCUUCCUGCAGACCUCGGCUAUCUUAAAAUUGAUAACUUUGCAGUUUUAAAAAAACAACAACUAUUAAUAGUAUAACUCGAAUGAAAAGCCCCUCCCCCCCCCCCAAACCCAACUUCAACCCGUCCCACAGCCCUGUACAUCUAACUCUUGCCGUCAUCAAUUGUUCCCUAGUCUUUGGUGGGCAAAGUGUUGUGGACAAAACUACAGUCGUAGAGGGUCAGACGUUUAACAUUACAUGCGAUCACCUCCAUGUGAACGGAACCAUUCCGAGCUGCAGAUUAGUUUUCUUAGACGUGAAAAAAAGUGUGGCUUCUCAAAGCAACUCGAUAAUAAUUUCUCUUCCCCUUGAUCAAGUUAACAAAGUAAGAACAUAUUGUAAAUUACUUACAAUCAGUCAUAUAAAAAAUUGCUACACGGCGUGCGUCUCAUUCAAUGAUCAAGUCAAAAAUAAUCAGUGUCGUUACUUUAUUAACGAAAAACAAAUUAUGGUUUAAAUAUCAGCAAUUCUUUAGAGUGUAACAACACAUUAAACACCUUUAAAAAAAAAUCAUACACGUUGCACUGUUUAAUACAUCACGCACAUAACACAAAAAACAGAGUAUCACGUAAUCUAACAAAAAUGUAUUUUUACAUAAAGAUGCCCAGUCAUUGGACGAGAGAUUGCAAAAACCCAAAGGCUAAUGUAGACGCUACAAAGUUUCAGUGCAAAAUAAUCGUAAAAGAAGCAAAGCUUUCCGACAGUGGUCGAUACGUAUGUGCAAUUGGCGUUCUUUGCGGUGAAGGCCAUAGCACUAAUUUUGAGGGCCUCUUGGAUGUUGUUGUCCUAAAAGGUAAAGUAAGGAAACUCUGUCUUUUCUAUGGCAUGUUAAUUAGAUGUUACCUGUGUGUUUCGAUAUCUUUGUUCUACGAGGUAGUUAGCAUGGUGACAUUGGAUAUCUUUGUUCUGAGACGUAGUUUAACUUGGGGGUCAAUGGACAUGUUUGUUCUGGGACAUAGUUUAGCAUUGGGACAGUGGGCAUGUUUGUUCUGAGACGUAGUUUAACUUGGGGGUCAAUGGACAUGUUUGUUCUGGGACAUAGUUUAGCAUUGGGACAGUGGGCAUGUUUGUUCUGGGACGUAGGUUAACAUGGGGACAAUGUACAUCUUUGUUAUUAAUGAGUGGGAAAAAAAAGCUAAUAAAAAGAUGAGGGCCUUCCACAAUCCUAGUUCAUGGGGACAUUUGUCUUAAAAAAUAUGAGGAUUUGUUACUACUGCACAAUGAGCUGUUAAUAUAACUUCCUCUUAACGAAAAACAAAAUUCUGUCUAGAAGACACGUAUUUUACACGUAAACGUACUGCAUUAUAAUGAGCUGGGAUGAUCUGUUGUUCUAUGUCACAUGGAGGUGAGAGACACAAUGAGAGACAUAAGGAGAGACUUAACGUACUGCAUUAUAAUAAGCUGGGAUGAUCGGUUGUUCUAUGUCACAUGGAGGUGAGAGACACAAUGAGAGACAUAAGGAGAGACUUAACGUACUGCAUUAUAAUGAGCUGGGAUGAUCGGUUGUUCUAUGUCACAUGGAGGUGAGAGACAUAAUGAGAGACAUAAUGAGAGACACAAUGAGAGACAUAAUGAGAGACAUAAUGAGAGACACAAUGAGAGACAUAAUGAGAGACAUAAUGAGAGACAUAAUGAGAGACAUAAUGAGAGACAUAAUGAGAGACAUAAUGAGAGACACAAUGAGACACAUAAAUGAUCGACAUAUUAUGUUAUUGAUGUUUGCAUUGAUACAAAACUAUAAGAAGUGUCACGGAUGGUUUGCGCACUAUUUGUUUAGAAGGUACCUCAACUCGGGAGUUGCCGUGUAAGGUACGCCUAUAUGCUAUCAUAUUAUAAUCGUACAGGGUGCCCCCUCCUCCAUGUGUCGGAAGAGUUUUAAUUCUCUUAGUACUUUAUACUGACUUUUCGAUCAUAUGUGAUCGGUGGAUUAUAACUCAUUUUUUUUCUCGACUUUUUAUUUAUCAAAGUCACUUUUACGCGUUAAUAUAAUUUAAUGGAUAAAUUUGUUCAAAAUAUAAAUUUUUAGCGUAAAUUAACUUCUUUAAUAGAAAAAAAAAACAUUAUUCCGUGAUUCGUAUUUCGCUUUUGUUGAUGGCGCGUUUCCAUCAGCCAUAUUGCCAAUCAUUUCAAACUAAAAUGAUGGUUGGUAGCACAAAAUGACACAAAAAUGGCUUAAAAUUUAUCUUCCAACGAUGUUGUUCAUUUUAUUUCAAGUCAAGAAGUGAUAGAUAAAAAUACGACUACUCAUUUUUGUGUGUGCAUGUUCGCCUUAUUGAAAGUUAGCUAUCAGCUGUGAGAAUUUUUUCUUUGUUACAACGGAUCAAAACGCACUCAAACUUUAUGGAAAUAGUGAAAUAAACUAUAUUUAUAUACUUGAAUAUUUGGCUUUAUAAAAACUAUACUUACAUUGAUAUACUGUUACAGUGGGCUUCAUAAAUAACUAUACUUUCAUUGGUAUAUUUCAACAGUGGGAUUCAUUAGAUUAUAUUUGCAUUAAUAUAAUGUAACAUAGUACAGUGAUUUUAAUUGUAGAUUUUAAUUGUAAUACAGGGGUGCAUAAUUGACUCAGGCAACCAAUCAUGCGCUGCAUCCUUUUCAUAAUCUCGAUAACAUUAUAAUGAAUGCAUGUUAUAUUUGACAUAACGGCGCUAGAGUGAAGCCGCGAAAGUCGAAGCUCGAAGUAGCAAGGGGCGACUGUAAUCCUUGAUGAAAGCUGCUCACAGCUGCAUAGGGACCUACUUAACCUAUCAUAUUGUUAGAGACUUGAGUGUAUAACGUGAUUGCGUGUUGGUUUGAGAUUAUGUGUGUUGUUUUAUCUAUUAUUUUUAGUAUCUUGUGACGUAUUGUGUGGAAAGGGAUAUGACGUAUUAUUAUUGUAGAGUGUUGUUCUUGGAGUCUAGUAACGGCAGUUGAGGAAUUAGUUGAUUAAUAAAGAUAUUUCAAACAAGAAUUAUAGUUGUGAAGUGUAUAUAAUACACCCCUAGACAACGAAGCCAACGAACUUAAUAAGUAAGAAUAGGUUUGUAACAUUUGGGAGGUUCGUCCGCGAUGGGCGCCCAUAUACUGCCGUGACAGCAUACUGAUGUAUACCAUGGUCCUGUGUCCCGUUGGGUUUGAAUCCAGCUGCCUGGCCUGUAUCCUGCUUGGCCACUAUCCCACUUGGCCUUUAUCCAGCGACCAUAGUACGCUGCUGUGCUGUUUCCCGGUUUGACAUUAGGCCGCUGUCUUGCCUGUCUCCUGCUUGGCCAGUAUCCCACUGGGCCUGUAUCCAGCGACCAUCGUAUGCUGCUCUGCUGUUUCCCGGUUUGACGUUGGCCCGCUGCCUGGCCUGUAUCCUGCUUGGCCAGUAUCCCACUUGGCCUUUAUCCAGCGACCAUAGUACGCUGCUGUGCUGUUUCCCGGUUUGACGUUGGGUCGCUGUCUGGCCUGUAUCCUGCUUCGCCAGCAUCCCACUGUGCCUGUAUCACUCUGUGACUGCAUCCUAACGUUACUGUUUCCUGCUGUGCACUGUGCUGUACCCCUAAUUUGACAGUGUACUGCUGUCCGUUCAACACAUUAGUGAUAAGACCAAUACCGGUGGUCCAGAGAUCCGUGAGGGACAAGAUAAAGACUAAAGUUACUUGUUUUAUUUGUGUUCUCUUUAUAAUUAGGGAAGAUUUUGUUAAUAAACAUAUACAUAUAUAGAUAGAUAUACUUACUUUUUGUGUUAUAUAACAUAUUUAAAUGAAUUAUUUUAGUCUAUUGUAUUGGACCUUGCCCAAUUGUUAAAUUUAUGAUUAUAAACAAUGGAAACAACGAGUGUAGAUGAAACCUAUAUGUUGGAACUACGAGAGUUUGGAGAGGACCUGGGUUAUAAAGACGAGGCUCUUACUAGGUGGGUGGAAAGGAAACUGAUAGAAAAGGAUAAGCUAGAAAAGGAGGAGAGGGAUAAAGAACGAGAUAGACAAGAUAAGAUAGAAAGGGAGGAGAGGGAUAAAGAACGAGAAAGACAAGUUAGGCUAGAACGGGAAGAACGAGAUAGACAAGUUAGGCUAGAACGGGAAGAACGAGAAAGACAAGUUAAGCUAGAACGGGAAGAACGAGAAAGACAAGUUAAGCUAGAACGGGAAGAACGAGAAAGACAAGUUAAGCUAGAACGGGAAGAACGAGAAAGACAAGUUAAGCUAGAACGGGAAGAACGAGAAAGACAAGUUAAGCUAGAACGGGAAGAACGAGAAAGACAAUAUAGGCUAGAACGGGAAGAACGAGAUAGACAAGUUAAGCUAGAACGGGAAGAACGAGAAAGACAAUAUAGGCUAGAACGGGAAGAACGUGAAAGACAAGCUAGACUAGACCGGGAAGAACGAGAUAGACAAGUUAGGCUAGAACGGGAAGAACGAGAAAGACAAGUUAAGCUAUAACGGGAAGAAUGAGAUAGACAAGUUAGGCUAGAACGGGAAAAACGAGAAAGACAAGCUAGACUAGACCGGGAAGAACGAGAUAGACAAGUUAGGCUAGAACGGGAAGAACGAGAAAGACAAGUUAAGCUAGAACGGGAAGAACGAGAUAGACAAGUUAGGCUAGAACGGGAAGAACGAGAAAGACAAGUGAGGCUAGAACGGGAAGAACGUGAAAGAUAAGUUAGACUAGAACAUCUGGCCCAGGAGCUGGCAGAGGCAGAAUUAAAGUUACAGGAAAAACAUAAUAUGUGGAGAGAGGAAUUAAGUAAUAAACAAGUGGAUGAGGUUGAGAAAUGGAAAAGUGAGAGAAAGAGAGAUGAGAUUCGUGUGAUUAAGGAAACCGGGAGGCAGUGGGUGAAAGUUAAAAAGAGUAAAUCACUUUUGUCAAAGAGUUUAAGGAACAUAUUAACGAAGUUGUGGAGGAACUUAGGUAUCCUGAGGAAUGUGGUGCUGAUGUGGCUGAGGACAGGGAGAACGAUUUGAUUAUAGGGGCAAUUAACGUGGUAAAUUUAAAUGACCAUAGGGUUGAAAUUAAGGAGGCCAGGAAUGUUUUAAAUGUAGAUGAAAGUCAGGAGUCAGUUAGAAAUUUUGCUAGUCAGGUAGAAAAAAAUGGGGCUGAGUGUGGUUAAAUUGAUGAAGUGGUACUAAAUGUAGGCAUAGCACGGUGUUGUCUUGAGGAUGUUUCAUUGCCUGUGGAGAUUGCAGAUAUAACAUUCGAUAAUGCACAGGAAAUAAAUAUGUAUUAUGAAUGUGUGCAGGCCAUAGAUUGUAUCGUACAGCAUGUGGAUGAUGAGGAAAUACUAGAUGGGGCUGUUGAUGAUGUAAAAGGUGUAGCUUUGGUAAUUACACACUGUGAGGGUUUAAAAUUUGAACAACAGGGAAAUGUUGUUAGCUUAUAAGAGAGAUUUGUUGAUUUUUUAGAUGUUGAUUUUGUGCAAGAGGGAGACGUUCAUAACAUUAAGAUUUGGGUGAGCUACGGAGAUCACGAGGUAGAGGUCGUGAGCUUGUCGAGGGGGCGUAUGUUUAACAAGGUAGAAGUCAUAGGAGAUCACCUUACGUGGAGCUUCCACGGUAGUAGUCCAGUUGGGGAAUUUUGUUUUGUAAUAGACACUAGUUACUGGAGGUUUGAGAACCGUGGGGACACCAAGGUUAACGUUUGUAACAAUGAACAUAAAUCUGACUUGAAGGCUGUGAGUUUUUCCCUGAGAUGGGGGUAGAAGAGAAAAAAUGUUUGAAUUUUCAUGUGUGUGAUAUAUAUAUGAUCACGAGAGACAGGAGUGCUCAAAUUUUGAGAGUCAUUACAGGUCCGUUUUUCGUAAUUUGGUGAACGUGUGUGUUUUCCAUGAAUUGGGAGGUGAUGUUAUUAAUUUCGUCAUUAUAACGGAUUUUGUUCAUGGUUGCAAUUUUAAUGAUGAUGAAAUUAUUAUAUUUAAGAAUUUAAAUGUGCAAAGAUUGCAUUUGUUAGACAAUAAUGUGUCAAAAGGCCAUAACAAAAUGAAGCAAGUGAGAAUUGAGAGGGAAGAGUUAAGCUGUGAGAAUUGAGAGGGAAGAGUUGAGCUGUGAGAAUUGAGAGGGAAGUGUUGAGCUGUGAGAAUUGAGAGGGAAGAGUUGAGCUGUGAGAAUUGAGAGGGAAGAGUUGAGCUGUGAGAAUUGAGAGGGAAGAGUUGAGCUGUGAGAAUUGAGAGGGAAGAGUUGAGCUGUGAGAAUUGAGAGGGAAGAGUUGAGCUGUGAGAAUUGAGAGGGAAGAGUUGAGCUGUGAGAAUUGAGAGGGAAGAGUUGAGCUGUGAGAAUUGAGAGGGAAGAGUUGAGCUGUGAGAAUUGAGAGGGAAGAGGUGAGCUGUGAGAAUUGAGAGGGAAGAGUUGAGCGGUGAGAAUUGAGAGGGAAGAGUUGAGCUGAGAGAGUUGAGAGGGAAGAGUUGAGCUGUGAGAAUUUAGUGGGAAGAGUUGAGCUGUGAGAAUUGAGAGGGAAGAGUUGAGCUGUGAGAAUUGAGAGGGAAGAGUUGAGCUGUGAGAAUUGAGAGGGAAGAGUUGAGCUGUGAGAAUUGAGAGGGAAGAGUUGAGCUGUGAGAAUUGAGAGGGAAGAGUUAAGCUGUGAGAAUUGAGAGGGAAGAGUUGAGCUGUGAGAAUUGAGAGGGAAGAGUUGAGCUGUGAGAAUUGAGAGGGAAGAGUUGAGCUGUGAGAAUUGAGAGGGAAGAGUUGAGCUGUGAGAAUUGAGAGGGAAGAGUUGAGCUGUGAGAAUUGAGAGGGAAGAGUUGAGCUGUGAGAAUUGAGAGGGAAGAGUUGAGCUGUGAGAAUUGAGAGGGAAGAGUUGAGCUGUGAGAAUUGAGAGGGAAGAGUUGAGCUGUGAGAAUUGAGAGGGAAGAGUUGAGCUGUGAGAAUUGAGAGGGAAGAGUUGAGCUGUGAGAAUUGAGAGGGAAGAGUUGAGCUGUGAGAAUUGAGAGGGAAGAGUUGAGCUGUGAGAAUUGAGAGGGAAGAGUUGAGCUGUGAGAAUUGAGAGGGAAGAGUUGAGCUGUGAGAAUUGAGAGGGAAGAGUUGAGCUGUGAGAAUUGAGAGGGAAGAGUUGAGCUGUGAGAAUUGAGAGGGAAGAGUUGAGCUGUGAGAAUUGAGAGGGAAGAGUUGAGCUGUGAGAAUUGAGAGGGAAGAGUUGAGCUGUGAGAAUUGAGAGGGAAGAGUUGAGCUGUGAGAAUUGAGAGGGAAGAGUUGAGCUGUGAGAAUUGAGAGGGAAGAGUUGAGCUGUGAGAAUUGAGAGGGAAGAGUUGAGCUGUGAGAAUUGAGAGGGAAGAGUUGAGCUGUGAGAAUUGAGAGGGAAGAGUUGAGCUGUGAGAAUUGAGAGGGAAGAGUUGAGCUGUGAGAAUUGAGAGGGAAGAGUUGAGCUGUGAGAAUUGAGAGGGAAGAGUUGAGCUGUGAGAAUUGAGAGGGAAGAGUUGAGCUGUGAGAAUUGAGAGGGAAGAGUUGAGCUGUGAGAAUUGAGAGGGAAGAGUUGAGCUGUGAGAAUUGAGAGGGAAGAGUUGAGCUGUGAGAAUUGAGAGGGAAGAGUUGAGCUGUGAGAAUUGAGAGGGAAGAGUUGAGCUGUGAGAAUUGAGAGGGAAGAGUUGAGCUGUGAGAAUUGAGAGGGAAGAGUUGAGCUGUGAGAAUUGAGAGGGAAGAGUUGAGCUGUGAGAAUUGAGAGGGAAGAGUUGAGCUGUGAGAAUUGAGAGGGAAGAGUUGAGCUGUGAGAAUUGAGAGGGAAGAGUUGAGCUGUGAGAAUUGAGAGGGAAGAGUUGAGCUGUGAGAAUUGAGAGGGAAGAGUUGAGCUGUGAGAAUUGAGAGGGAAGAGUUGAGCUGUGAGAAUUGAGAGGGAAGAGUUGAGCUGUGAGAAUUGAGAGGGAAGAGUUGAGCUGUGAGAAUUGAGAGGGAAGAGUUGAGCUGUGAGAAUUGAGAGGGAAGAGUUGAGCUGUGAGAAUUGAGAGGGAAGAGUUGAGCUGUGAGAAUUGAGAGGGAAGAGUUGAGCUGUGAGAAUUGAGAGGGAAGAGUUGAGCUGUGAGAAUUGAGAGGGAAGAGUUGAGCUGUGAGAAUUGAGAGGGAAGAGUUGAGCUGUGAGAAUUGAGAGGGAAGAGUUGAGCUGUGAGAAUUGAGAGGGAAGAGUUGAGCUGUGAGAAUUGAGAGGGAAGAGUUGAGCUGUGAGAAUUGAGAGGGAAGAGUUGAGCUGUGAGAAUUGAGAGGGAAGAGUUGAGCUGUGAGAAUUGAGAGGGAAGAGUUGAGCUGUGAGAAUUGAGAGGGAAGAGUUGAGCUGUGAGAAUUGAGAGGGAAGAGUUAAGCUGGUGUAAAAAUAUGCACGCUUUUUGUCAGGCGACUGACAGGUGUAAUAUCCCGACCUCUUUAAAAAUGACUUUGGCACUGGACAAUUUAAGGAUGUCCACAUGUGUCCAUAGAUGUUAAUUUUUUUUUUCCAUUUAACAGGCAGAGAGGCAGAGUUUUAGUUUAUUUUGUGGUCAAUUUAUGUGUGCGGGACAAUAAUUUUGUUGUCAAUGUUAUAAUUUGAAAGAGUAUAUAAAAUCUAACAGACGUUAAAAUUUAGCAUUGAAGUUUUCAUUUUUAGGAUGUAUUUUUGAAAAGCUUGUAUGUCAUUGUUCAUUUUUUUUUUGAACUAAUUUUCUUGGUAAUAACAUUAUGAAAUUAUAUUGUAUUCUUUCUAUGGCAAAAUAACACUGAGUAGAGUUGUGUACAGACACUAUACUCCUGUGCCUGAAAUAGUUGGUAGUGUUGUGUACAGACACUAUACUCCUGUGCCUGAAAUAGUUGGUAGUGUUGUGUACAGACACUAUACUCCUGUGCCUGAAAUAGUUGGUAGUGUUGUGUACAGACACUAAACUCCUGUGCCUGAAAUAGUUGGUAGUGGUGUGUACAGACACUAUACAUUUGUGCCUGAGACGAGCGUUUUAACUAGUCAAAGCCGUAUAAUUGACGCCUCGUGUAAGAUUAAGAUAUCCUGGUAAUGUUUUCAGAAAUGUGUUUACUAAGCAGUAUCUUUAGGACAUAGAAAUGUUUAGAUGUUAUUGUUUGGAACGUGCCUGAGUAAGGUGGAGGAUUAUGUAAACUGCUGCGAUAGUGGGAGACAAUUGGAGUUUGGACAAGAGGGAGAUUUAGAUCUGGUCCGAUGUUUUCAAAAAUGUUAGGACCUGGACAAGUUACGGUAAUAACGAUGUGGAGGUUAUGAGCUUGUCAAUGACAUUCCUAAGAAUAAAGGGAAUGAUUUUAUGUCCAUCUCCAACUCAGACAAUUUUACUGUGGCUAAUGGUUUUUAACUUAGUUAAGAAAUUUACAUGGAGGAGGUUAGUUGUUUUCUUUCUUUUUUUCCCCCCUAAGUUGGAGUUAGAUGAGAGAGUUUUAGUUUUCAUAAUGUGCAUGAUAAGAUGAUAUACUAUAUUUGUGAGCAGGAAUUGCUCAGAAUUAAAUUGUAUUGAAGGGUUUGACUUUGUUGAGUUGGGAGGUGGUACUAACAAUUUUUAUGUAUGUUGCCAGAUUGGUUACACAUUUUGGGGUGGCAAUGUGUUAUAAAUUUCUUUGUAAUACAUGUCGCUUAUUGAAAAUGUAAUAUUUCAAUUGAUUGGUUUACAUUUGGUAGUUAUUCUUGUUAAUUGUUAUAUAUGUAAAAAGCUAUAUCUAUGAAGUAUUUAAAUAGAUUUUAAUAGGACAACUUUUAAAUUUUAACUUUAUUAUUUAUCCGUCUGAUAUUUAUAGGGCACCUAUCUCAGGCAAAGCUAAAUCGGUACAGUUGUGUAAUGGGCCCCCCCUGGGCCCCAUGAUUAACUUAAAAUAAAAUGGAUUAUAAUUAUGGUAUUUGUUGAAGAUUUUUAUCGUAUUUAAAAUAAUUAGAAACGUAGUUUUACACAUGUUCGAGCAGGUUAUUAAAUUUAAUCUAGAAUGUUCCAGUUAGUUCUAAAUUGUUCCACGAGGAUAUAUAGUUGGAUCUAAUGGAAAAUGAAAUUUUAAUAAGUUUUCUAUUUAUGUCUAUACUGUCCCGGAGUUAACUGUUCUCUCAGUGCCACUGAAGAAUUUUUUGAUGCUGGAUACCAAAGGGGUCAGGAUCCCAUCAUAAUGUUUAGCCCAACGGGAUCAGGAUCCCACCAGAAAACGGGAUCCCAUCGGGAUCGGGAUCCUAACCUUGAAUGUAUCCACCGGGAUCGGGAUCACACCGGGACACGGGACUGCGCCGGAAUCGGUGUCAGCAUGGGAUUGGGGUCUCAAUGGGAUCGGGGUCUCACCAGGACCGGGGUCCUAAUGCAAUCCCGUGCAACGCCGGGUACAUUGGCUAGUAUAUAUAUAAAAGUGCAAGUUUGUUUGUUUGUCUGUCUGUUUGUUCCACAAAGGCUUUUACAUGGAUAGAUGGAUCUUGACCAAACUUUGCACAUAUAUCCAUCAUGAUCCAGAAGGCACUCUUAAGGGGUUAUAAAGUUUUUAUAACAUUCCGUUUGGGGUUCGGGGCGCCGAAAUCCUUUUUUUCCUUAUAUAAGCUAUAUAAAUAAAAUUAACAACAAAUACCCUUGCAUCUAUAGAUGGAUCUUGACCAAACUUAGUGUACUUACACUUAAUUAACCAUACUAAAAACCGAAAGAUACUGACCUCAUAAUAUACAUCCCUCUGGGGCCGAGGGCCCAGUUUCAUUUUUUCUUUUAUUGGCUAUAUAAAUAUUAGUAAGCUUAAUACUCCUACAUGAAUGGGUGGAUCUUGACCAAACGUUGUACACAUAUACUUGAUUAUAUAUAUUCAAAUAUCGAACUGUAAUGAACUCAUAAUAUCAUUUCUUCUAGGGCCAGGGGCCCCAUUUUAUUUUUUUUAUCUAAGCUAUAUAAAUAUCAAUAGGCCUAAAAAAACACUAUAGUUUCUAUGUGAAUUGAUUGAUAUAAGCAUAGCGUGGUAGCAAUACCCUUCAUGGUCCGUAUUGAAAUAUCGGUGGAUUUAAAACUAUUCAAUCCAUGCAGGGCCGAUCUAGAAUUUUCUAUAAAGUUCCUUAGUUUUAUAAAGCUAUAACAAUUGUAUUUUUUAUCCUAUUUUAAUGGGAAAACUUUUAAAUUUUAACUCUAUAAUUUAUCUGAAUGAUUUUAAUCGGGCCCCCACGCCAUUUCAGACAUAACUUAAACGGUACUUUAUUAAAUGGGCCCGCUCCGGGGUCCACAUUUUAUUUUAAAUGUACUAUAGUUAUAGUAGUUUAUUUAAGUUGUAUAAUAAUUCGCAUUCGAGAAAUAAUUAUGUAGCAGAGUAAAUUUUUUACGCAUUUCAUGGAAGAUAUUAAAUUUAAUCUAGAAUGUUCCAGAAGGAUCUUCAUUGUUUCAAGGAGAUAUAUAAUGGGAUCUAAAAGCUUCACCAAUAAACUGAACCACAUCGGUUACGCGAUCCCAUCUGGAAACGCAAUCAAACCGGGAUCGGGAUCCUAUCGGGAAAAGGUUAACAUCGGAAAAGAGAGUCAUUAGGUGGAACGAGACCCCACAGAGAACUGUAUCCUAACGGGGUUGGUAGGCCAUUGGGAUCCACCGAGAUCAGGAUCCCACUGGGAUCAAGACACUUACGGGAUCGGAAUCCCACUGGGAUAUGGAUUCCCCCUGGAUCUGGGCCCUCAAGAAAACCGAAUCCCAACGGAAAAAGGGAUUGCGCCAGGAUCGGGGUGAGAAUUGGAUUGGGGUCCCAUUGGGAUUGGGGUCUUACCAGGAUCGGGGUCCUAAUGCAAUCCCGCGAAACGCCGGUUAUAUUGGGUAUAUAAAUAAAAUUAACAACAAAUACUCCUACAUGAGCAGAUGGAUCUUGACCAAACUUAGUACACAUACACAUGAUCAUCCAUAUUUAGAAAAUUACAUUUCUAAAUAAUUAUUUUUCAAAUACGAAAUAUUAUACAACUAUUUUGCACUAUUAUAACUAUAGUACACUUAAAUUAAAGUAGGGGCCCCUGUGGAGGCCCAUUUAAUAAAGUACCUUUUUAGUUAUGUCUGAGAUGCCCUACAAAUAUCAGAAUGAUAAAUAAUAGAUUUAAAUUUAAAAUUGUUCCCAUUCAAAUCUACUAACAAAUGCCAAAGAUAUAGCUUUUUAAAAUUAUCGAACUUUCUGGAAAAUUCUAGAAUGGAUAUAAUUAGUUUUAAAUCCACCGAUUUUUCAAUACGUACCACGCUAGGCUUAUAUCGAUCAAUUCACAUAGAAACUAUAGUGUUGUCUCAGCCUAUUGAUAUUGAUAUGGCUUAUAUAAGAAAAAAUGAAACGGGGCCCCCGGCCCCAUAGGAAUGGAUAUUAUGAUGUAAAACCCUUCCGUAUUUGAAUAUGGAUGAUCAUGUGUAUGUGUACUAAGUUUGGUCGCAGCAACCGGGCCGGACUUUCUAGGGGUUUGGGGUAGAUAUAUUUAACGUCUCUAAAGUCCCCCCUUACCACACCGGGGGGACCGCGUAGUUGUUUAGACCGACGCCCUCUACUAGGGUUUGUAUGGUUAUUCUACGGCGCGACUAAUUCACACCGUAGAUGGGAGAGAGAGGUUGCCUAGGAGCAGUACCCUCAAGACUGCAUAUAUAGAAUCAUCGGUGAAAGGUUGCCACACACCUUCACCUCAUAUCCAUACGGCAACUGUAAUCAUGUCCCAACCUGUUUUUGCUUUAGUAAUAUAAUUCGACUGCACUUGGUGGGAAGCCAUGCCAUCGUGCUCGUUCUAACGCAGUCUCCGUGCGUUACCUUUGCCUUUCAGCGCGGGUCCCCUACACGGUGAUACUGUCCCCCGGGUAACGUUUCAGGGGGUUCGUGGCGAACGCCUCUUUAUCAACAUGCAAAUUAUAGGACAGACAUGCUGACAAGAGCCCCGGGGGCAGAAAAAACAACUAGAAUUGUCACUCAAUCAUCACAAAGGCCUACUCUGUACUAUUCUAAACGUGCCAACCUUAUUCAUAUCAAAACCUCUUUACCUUCUCAUCCCCUCAUUUAACGCUCAGUUGCUGAGCUCUUACGAGAAACGCAUCGCAGUCUCCGAGUUUAUCACUGAUUGGCAGAUUGACAUUGUGUUUAUCCAGAAGACUUGGCUAUGAGGGGAAGUGCGCGAAUCUCGCUCCAUCUGGCUAUUCUGUUCGAUCAUUUACUCGUUCAGCUCGCGGUGGAGGCACUGCUGAUAUCUAUAGAGACACGUUGGCCCAUCAUACAGCUUUUGUCACAGACCUCCCAUUCGCUAACACAUCUUUUGAAGCAGUUUUACUUAAUAUGUCAGCGCCCCAGCAGAACGUUCAUUUUAUUUGCAUUGAUCGCAUCUUUGCUAGUAAGAAAAAUAAGCUGAAUAGUGCAGUGUUUGGUCGGGAACUUACGGAUUGGGUUGAUCGCUGCAACACAUUGGCCGGGACUUGUAAUGCAGGAGAAUAUAUGAACUUUCACUUCGUCAGCCACGUAACUCCUCUCCUGCCAGGAUGAUGGAUCUUUUGGACUUAUUUUGUCUUCAGCAAUAAGUCGACCAAACGACUCAUAAUCGUGGACAUGUUCUUGAUUGGGUGCUAUUAUACAUGGGCCUCGGGAUGGUGUUGUUAGAUCUGCUUCAGUCCUCCAUGAGCUAUCCUCUCACCACUUCUGGGUUGGUUGCAAACUUAGUGUUUGGGCCCCCAAUACUCUUCCUCAGUUCAGAGAGGUCCACAGUCUGCGAACUAUAAACAAGGAUGCCUUUAAGCACGACCUGAGUUUAGAAGUUUCCCUAGCCCUCUGGCCUACUUUAAAAAAACUAGACCAUUCACUCCACGCAGUGCUUGACAGGUACGCCCCUGUCACCCGUCGCAAUUUUAGGUCAGCACGGUCAGCUCUCUUGUAUGUGACCAUAAGAGAAGAACUACGCAGUUCCAAGAAAAAGCGGCGUAGUGCGGAAAAGAAGUGGUUGAGGCAAGGUCGUGUGUUGGUUUUUUUAGCAGAUCUAGUCCGCUGCCAAGAAGCGUGUCACUCAGAUUUGUUUGUCGUGUUAAGACUUUGUAUUUCAUCCCAAAAUAAAAUUAUAGUUAAAACCAGAAAGGCAGUUGUUUGAUGUUUGUAGCCACCUCAAAGGGAGGAACUAAGAAAUUGUUCUUCCUUUCAGUGUUUCCUUUGCCCCUUGCCACAGCAAACAAAUAUUUUCUGUCAUUUCUAUACAAGCUAGUUACUGGCAUUCGCGCUGAGCCAGAUCGUAUUGACGCACCGCCCCUAGAUUUGCCUUCUCUUUAUUUGUGUUAGUUCACGUUUCGAUUUUUUAAAACCUGUUUCAGAACAAGAGAUCAAAAGUAUUAUCUUAAAUCUAAACCUGCGUCAUGUUCUUUGAACUCCUUCCCCACAAACCUGUUGGUUCAGUCAUUAGAUCAUUUUCUCCCAACGAUACCCACAUAAUCAAUGAAAGCUUAUCUUCUGGAAUUGUUACCCCUCAUUGUAAGCCAGCUGUCAUCAAACAAUAAUUGCUUAAGAAGCCUUGGCGGGAUGAAAAUAAUGUUUACAAAAAAAAACUAUAGACCUGUUUCUAACUUAUUCUUAUCUAAAGUCAUUGAAAAACUAGUUCUAAAACAACUUUUUGCUUACUCAAACGACCACUCUCUUCUCAGUCCUAAUCAGUCGGCCUAUAGACAUUUCCAUAGACAGCUCUCUGGAGAGUCAGCAAUGACCUCUUGCACGCAAUGGACAGAGGUUAUGUCUCCACCCUGAUCCUCUUAGAUCUCAGUGUGACCUUUGACACUGUUCACCAGGAAACCCUUUACAAAACCCUUGUAAAUUACUUUGGAAUUUCUUAGUCAGAUUUAGUUUGGUUUAGAUGCUACCUCUCCGAUAGAACGAAGGUGGUCUCUGCCGAUGGCUGUCUCUCGGCAGUGCUGAUUUGGUGUACUGAGUGCCACAGGGGUCCGUUUUGGGUCCGGUUCUAUUCACAAUGUAAACCAGGCCACUGCUCCUAUUGCUUGUGGAUGAUGCUGUUGAGAGCCAGGCAUUUGCAGAUGACACCUAGCUAUUAAAUCAUACACAUCCCUCUUUUGUCGAUUCCGCUGUCUAGAUUUUGCGUGAGUGCAUUGGUGAUGUCAAGUAAUGGAUGACACUCAGCAAGUUAAAGUUUAAUUAUGACAAAACGGGGGCACUCCUCCUUCAAAAUUAAAAAAAAAUCAUCCUCUACAUCAACUUUCCCCACCUCGUUUCAAGUGGGUAACUCCAACAUACAGUUUACAUCCUCUGCUAGGUAUCUUGGUUAUAUUCUUUGUAACAACAUGUCUCUCGAUAAACAUAUCUCUCACAUUUGUCAGUCUGCGUACACCGCAAUCUGCCAGAUCAGCUUCAUCCGCCACUACCUUUCAGUUAGCGCAAUAAAAACCUUAGCCUGUGCUCUUUUUCUCUCUUGUCUUGACUAUUGAACCCUCUUCUGCAAGGUUAACCAAAUCACUUCUAAGAAAAAAUACAGAAGUUUCAAAACUCAGCAGCUAGAGUAGCCUAGUUCUAAAGGCAAAAAAAAAAAAAAAAAUGAUUACGUCAUUCCACUUUGAACCCUCUUCUUCAAGGUUAACCAAAUCCAUUCUAAGAAAAAAAACAGAAGUUUCAAAACCCAGGAGCUAAAGUAGCCUAGUUCUAAAGGCAAAAAAAAAAAAAAAAAUGAUUACGUCAUUCCACUACGUAACUCACUUCAUUGGCUCCCUAUACAGGCACGCAUUGAUUAUAAGUUGUCCGUUCUCUCACAACUUUUUCUCGGAUUUCUGCCCUUCCUUUCUAACCUAACGUCUUUCUAUUCACCUCUUCGACAGCUUCGCUCCUCGGCAAACACGCGUAUUCUGUGAUUUCCCAAGACACGCACUAAAACAUGUGGUGAACUGUCUUUCUCUUUCUGCGCCCCCAAACAAUGGAAUUCUCUCCCACUAAAGAUCUGCAAGAUACCGAUAGCCCAGGCCUUCAAAACUGCACUUUAACACAUCUCUUUAAACGCUACUACCCCCAUCUGACCCCCCCCCCCACCUCUGGCCGUCAAUGGCUUGACAUGUAAAAGUUAUGGGAUGGGCGGGGUGAAUAUACAUUUGUUUUGAUUUUGUUGUUAUACAGCUGAUUUUUUUUAUUAAAUGUAAGUCAUUUUUUUUAAAGUCACGAUUAUGUUUGCUAAAAUUUGUAUGUACAGCGCGGUGAGCCCAGUCCUAGGCGCACUGAGCAAUUUAUAUCCAGUGGUUUCCUUUCCUUUGUCAUUAAUGAAAAUUUGUCCAAUGCUUCAUCACACAUCGGGUGUAAACAGGCUGCUCUGCCAUUUUUAGUUUUCUGGGUGCAGGACCGCCGCAGUUAUUUUUCAUUCUUAUCUGCCGCGGGGCAAAUAGCGGAUGAGUUGAGUAUCUUGCAUCUAGAUUCUAGAACAAAUAAAUGCCAGAUGUAAAGGGCGAUUCAUUGAGAAAUAAAACAUUGAAAGGAAAGCGAUUCUAUCUCUUGCUCCCCGCAAUGCUGAUUUUAGAUGUUAGGUUAUAAAUAAAUAGUUUGUAAAUAUGUGAAAGAAUAUUUUUUUAUAAAGUCAAAUAAAAGUUAUUUUUAGUUUCAGAAACAACUACAAAGUCAGAAGCGUCCAACAACUUUGGCGAGAAAACCAUCACUGGAUUGUGUCUCAUGAUGAUAGCGUUAAUUCAACGAUGAUAGCACCAUUGGAUUUUGUCUCUUGAUGAUAGCUGCAACUCAACCAUGAUGGCACCAUUGGAUUUUGUCUCUUGAUCAUAGAUGUAACUCAACUAUGAUGGGAUCAUUAGAUUGUCUCUUAUGAUGAUAGCUGCAACACAUCUAUAAUGGCGCGAUCAUCUUCUUAGUGGCUGAACAAAUAUUUAUUUGAUUAAAAAUGGAAGAAUGUUUGUUAUUUUUAUUUUGCCAAAUUUCAUCUUGGAACUUGUCAAUUCCAUGCGUUUUACCAUCGUAUUUUUUCAAAUAGAAUCGUGAUUUUUAUUGAUCAAAAGCUCUACACUGAUCUUAAUCUUGAUGGAAACAACAGCCUAAAAAAAAUAAUGCAUUUAAAGCUUAAAUAAAGAUUAAUUUA
Molecule: messenger RNA, 17339 nt
Organism: Lymnaea stagnalis (great pond snail)
Lineage: Eukaryota; Metazoa; Mollusca; Gastropoda; Lymnaeidae
Source: the annotation of a GenBank genome assembly